AUGAAGAGCUUCAAGCCCAUUUUCUUGUGUGGGGUGAAGGGGGCGGCGGAAACGCAGCAAUUGGCAAGUGUACAAUGUGCGAAAAACAAUAUCAAUACCGUUGUGGCUGCUGAAGAGGUCUCUGGAUACAGGGUCAACGCAAGUUCCCGCCUCCUGGAUCGCUGGCUUGAUACAUUUGUGCGAUUUGCUGGCUCGGCUCCAGUAUUCCUAGUCAUCGUUAGUGGUCUCUUGACCUGGGCUUUGAUGGGAAUUCGCUUCGGUGACUCGGACGUCUGGAUCGCUGCCAUCUCUGACGUUCAGGCCAUUCUCUGUUAUGUCUUCGAUUCCCUCCUGAUGCGGCAACUUCUUCGUGAAUACACCGAGCAGCGCGAGGCCAUGGUCAUGAUUCAAUCGCGUUGCAAAAGCCACCAUCGCAUGCUUCUCAAAGUAAAGAACAAGCUGGGAUCGGAAGGAAUUCGAGAGGUCUCUGAGAAGUGUCUACAUGAACCAUUAGAGCCUUUGGAUCAUGGCUUGCGCACUCAGAGCCUGUUCGCCCGAUGUAUCAUCUUUUCUGCGAAGAAGUUUGGGCAUAUCGUCACUGUUGGCAUGUACUGGGUCUGCAUCUUGAUUUGGCUUGGCUUCGGUCCAAAGUGCGGUUGGUCCAACCGAUGGCAGCUAUACAUCAACGACGCAACGUCUGCUCUGAUGGUUCUGGUUUUUGCGUUCCUCGCUUGUCUGCGGGAAUGCUAUGCUGAUUAUACCAACACUUGCUUGGAUGCGAUCUUCCGGCUUGACUCGACCCUCGAGAGUGAGCUUCGCCUUCUCAGCGAAGAUGACACGCCAAAUCCUGUCGAGGUCGAUGUCCCACCGAAAGAGAACUACCUCCAGAAGGUUAUUUACUACUAUGCCGAUAUCAUCGGGACGCUUGUGGGAAUUGUGUUCCUUGUGAUAGUGGUCAUCGCCUGGGCAGCCGUCGGCCCUGUCUUCCAUUUCAACAAUACCUGGUGGCUGCUUAUCGGCACCUAUGCUGGACUAGUUGGUCUUUUUGAUAGCUUCGUUCUCCGCAAUGUCCAGAACAAAGUGCACCAGAAUACCAAAUGCCAAGUACGCCAUGUGGAGACAUUCGACUCGACAUUGUUCGCUGGUUUGUCCGUGCCCAUUCCUAUCGCGAAGGAUCCCAAGGCGCCGUCCCUUAGUCGUCGGGUAUCCAGAAAGAUGGAUGCAAUCAGCUCCCACCUUCUCAUGGUCGUCGCCGGCUUCCUGCUCACUAUCGGGUGCCUAGUUGCAUCUAGUGCCAUGCGCUGGAGUUUGACUGGGCAGCUGAUCUCGAACGUGCCUCCCAGUAUCAUCGAGACUUUCUUCAUGUUGAUCUUGAUCACUGGUCAGAAUGAUGCUGAAGCUGGUGCCCGGGUUGACUUGACAAAUAUUUACUACCGUCGCCAGCGCCUCUUGUCAUUCAUGAAGUACGCGAGCGAUUACUGUCAAAAGCAAGAGGAAGCUGAGGCAGCAGCUGAUGCCGAGUGA
Messenger RNA from Penicillium cataractarum, 1503 nucleotides. RefSeq lists its product as uncharacterized. Lineage: Eukaryota; Fungi; Ascomycota; Eurotiomycetes; Eurotiales; Aspergillaceae. Gene Ontology annotation, biological process: transmembrane transport. The record is from RefSeq and is a predicted model, not a curated record. Bases 1 to 1503 code for a protein of 500 amino acids. The transcript has a single exon.